Molecule: messenger RNA, 312 nt
Organism: Cutaneotrichosporon oleaginosum
Lineage: Eukaryota; Fungi; Basidiomycota; Tremellomycetes; Trichosporonales; Trichosporonaceae
Biological process (GO): mitochondrial respiratory chain complex assembly
Cellular component (GO): mitochondrion
Source: RefSeq, a predicted model, not a curated record
AUGGCAUCCCAAGUCCCGCCCUCGACGAAGCCAACGCCCGACGCGUUCAAGCCCCUGCCCCCCGCCGCGGACCUGUACGAGCCCGAAGACUACCGCCUCACCUUCCAGGAGCACAAGAGCCACACGGGCGCGAGCAAGUUCAAGGAUCCCUGCGCAAAGGCGAGCAAGGCGAGCCUCCAGUGUCUCGAGCAGACGCGGUAUAACCGCGGCGAGUGUUACGAGUACUUCAAGGCGUACCGGGAAUGCAAGAAACGGUGGGUCGAGCAGCGCAAGGCGGACAACGCUGGCGUUCCGCGACCACAGUCGAGCUAG